Molecule: messenger RNA, 3711 nt
Organism: Schistosoma spindalis
Lineage: Eukaryota; Metazoa; Platyhelminthes; Trematoda; Strigeidida; Schistosomatidae
Source: the annotation of a GenBank genome assembly
AUUACAGGCGGAGUUUCUAAGACUAUUACUUGAAACAAAAUGAGGUCGAUAUAUUCCGUUAGCCUAUUGGAUGUUGAAGACGCAACAACAACCUUGAGUGAUCAUUGGUUGGCCGUUGUGUUGCUUUGAUAUCCUUACACAUUACACGUUCAUUUUUAGUUUACACACUCAUCAGUAAUUCCUGUUGGUUGUUGUCGUUAGUAAAUAUGAUAACGGUGUUUAGCUUUUGACUUAACACUACAUAUUUCUCCUUCUAGAAUCCCGUGGUAUUUGGUCUGCUGUCACUUUACCUCGUCUGCGCAAAGGCAAAUUACAUAGACGCAAACAAACUACUAGCUGGCCUUUUCAAUUACUAGUGGCGAUAAUGCAUAGCGUUUCAGAACACGAAGACCCUGACCUAUAUUUUGAGCCUGUUAUUACUCUUCCCCCUUUAACAGUCUGUAGUUCUGAGGAGAAUGAAGAGUGUUUAUUCAAGCAGAGAGCACAGCUGUUUCGUUUCGACACUAUUGACGAUCCCCCAGAAUGGAAGGAGCGUGGGGUUGGAGUGCUAAAAAUUCUACGUAACAGGACCAGUGGUUGCUAUCGCCUAUUAAUGCGUCGGGAUCGCACGUACAAGGUUUGUGCCAACCAUUAUCUCCUUAAAAAUAUGUACUUACGUCCAAACUGCAGCAGCAGUAGAGCUUUUGUCUGGAGUACGACAGCUGAUUUCGCAGACGAGGUGGUAAAACCAGAAUUAUUGGGCGUUAGAUUUGCUAACUCUACGUGUACGUAUUCAAAAUUACUUCAGAGACUUUCUAAUGUUUUUCAAGACAUUUAAUUACGUUAAUUACUGCAAUUCAAUGGCACUUAAAUGUUAUUAAAUAUCUGGAUGUUUGAUUCCUUGCACGAGUGAGAGUUUAUGUCUGGUACCUUGAGCUCAAACCACCAAGACCUCAGACUUUCCAAGUCUUUAGGUCAUGUUACUUUGAUGCAUACCAAACAAAGAGUCCAUUCAAACCUUAGUUCUUUAAUUUAAACGACAGAUUGAUCUAUGUAGGUCAUUAUCUUUUUUAUCCAUGGUACUAAAUUUAGAUUGCCCUAACCGUAAAACCUCGAAAUUUCAGCUUCUCAAGACACCAGAGAGAUAUCAUUAUGGUACAAUUUGUGAUUUCAUUUUUUUAAAAGCACUGAUACAAACGAGAAUCAUAGAAAUAAAAAACUUGUGGAAUAGCUGUUUGGCCGUCUAGAUAAAAGCAAUCGACAAAUGGAAGUAUCACACUCCCAUUUUAAUUCGGUCUGCAGGUUCCGAAGGAAAUAACCCUUCGUUAUGUAACAUAAACGAAGUGAGACCUGUAUAUUCUCACCAUAUUACUCAACGACGUGAGAAAAGAGUACCAAUAAACAAAAACAUUAUCUAUCUGUAUGAGGUAGAUUCGGAGUAAUAAGCAAUUAGUACAUACCCUCCAUCACAGUCGGUUCUGAUUCUUUCCGAUCCCUGUUUGCCAGAUAGAGUUCUAGGCAAGAAGCUUUCUUCGUCUAGACCAGGUCAAUGGCUACACACUUGUGUUGUGUCAUAGCCUUAUGAUAGAUUUUCCCCCACAUACUCCACUCACUUCUCGAUACGAAAUGUCCAGGGCGCUCAAUCUGGCUACUGGUCUUUUAAUAUUGUCAACUGGCGUUCCCUCUUUCCCUGGAACUUCACUCGUAGUAUAAAUAACUAGAUAGUUCAGAUAGAUAGAAAUGUGAUCAUUUGAGACGUACUAUCCGUUGAGGUUUCGUUUGAAACUUGUAACGUAAUGUAUUCAGAGAAAUUCUUCAACUUCAUUUUAAGUAUCGGGAAACGGUACCAGUAAUAUUUCGUAUAGUUUCACCACAGUGGCGAUAGAUUCCAGAACCGCUGUGAUUUUGGCGAAGGCAAAUAAACCAACUCUGCUUCUCUUUCCUGCUUUCAUUCUGAAUGUGUCUGGAUAAACACGACCCGUAUUCGGCCUCCUAUUGCCGCCGUCACAAACGGCGUUAAACCAGGUAAUAUACGGAGUUAGUUUGAAUAUUUAUGUUCGUAGCAUACCCAUACGUAUAACCAAAUCGGUGGUAAAUCAAAGGGUCACCGAAAGGUUAUGUAGAAAGGUAUUCUAUGAAAUUAUGUCUAUUGACUUAGUGUUGUAGCCCAUUUAUAGGUUUAGGUUCCCUGCGAUAGGCCACACCCAAGGUCGUUGAUACUAUCUGGUUACCCAAACCAAAGUAGGUGUUCCAGGCUUCGAAACCGGUACCUACUAGUAAAAUGUCAAGCUUUCUAGCCACAAAGCUAUCGUUCCACUUACUAACCUGGUCUUAGACACAGUUUGAUCGUAAAUUCAUCGGCCAUUCAGGACUUAUUCACAGCGUUAUUUCAAUGCUCUUUAAAGAAAUUUGCAUCAUCAUGUAAAACUUUGCCAUUCCAGUUAUUUACAUUCAUUUAUGCCAAUUGUUUUACACUAUCUCAAUGUAAAAUUUUUAUCACAUAUUUGGUUGUAAGCAGCUGACGAGAAACCUCGAAAUAUUAUGAAUUCAUACUAUUCUGCAUCAAUAUUUGUUCUUGCUUUAUUCAAACCACAAGUGUUUGUUUUCUCCACAUGGUAUGACUUUUUAAACAUAUUUGCUACUGGUAUAAAACUUGUAAGCAAGGAGACAAGUAGAUGACUGAAUUCUAUGAUAAAACGAUAGAUAUGAAGGGAAAACGAUAUAUUCUAGGCUGGAUUCAUCUUCCAAAACUUGUGAUAUCGUAGUUUCAUCGACCUUCAACAAUCGUCAGUUAAUGUAGUGUGGCAGACUAAACCGGUGCACAUGACUGGCUGAACGGUCAGCUUACAGUACGACUUUGACUCUUGACUGUAUACCUGUGAUUCUUUAGAGAAGUCGACAUCUCUGAACAUCACAGAUGAUAUAACCUGACAGUUAGUCAAAUUGUUCGUGCUCGUGAGGCCUUUGUCAACCAACUCAUUAUGUCUGAUAAGUCCACUACGGUGACUCAAUCAGGAUACCAAAGUAAUCCAUUUUGUAAUGUCGGUGUGAUAGGUCCUGUGUUUGUAUGUAUUUCAUUUAUCACUUCUGAGUUAAUCACUACUAAACACUGAUAUUAUAGCUAUGCGUUUGUCUCAUCGAAGAAUGGCACACGUGUUUCUGUUACACUGUUUGUGAAAGUUAGCUUUUGUGUAUCAGAAACGUGCCCCAUUAUUACCAGGCUUGAAUGGUAUUAGUUGUAGAUUGUGAGGUGUGGGCGUCACAAUCUUUCACACUGUGUGUGUGUUCCGUCAUUAUGACUACAAAAUAUGUAAAUAGGAGUAAGAAUCGCGAGAAUGAAGAAAAAGUGUCACAACAUGUAGAAGAAAAAUGUUAAAUGUAAUGUUAUAAGAAGGAAUAAACUUACAGUUUGUCGUUCGGGGUACUAGACACGUCAAUUUAACCCUUAGAAAUGCCACAGGCGUUCAGGGUUUGUCAACGCAUUUGUCCGUAACACGUUUGUGAUCGAAGGAUACCGAACCCAGUCAAACCGGAAGUCAGGAAUAAAGAAGUCCGAGGACUUAUUUAGAAAGUUUUCGAUGUGUUAAAAAGUAUGUGAUCUAAGCCGGCUAGUAGCUACGAGAGAUGAGUAGUACGGCGUACACAAUGAUGACCUUGUGUAAUUCAUUGACUAAGUGUCCUAAGUUGUAUUAAGUAGAUAAAAUGAAGUCAGCAUCCAUGUUGAAGACCUAC